Messenger RNA from Ectocarpus sp. CCAP 1310/34, 827 nucleotides. Lineage: Eukaryota; Phaeophyceae; Ectocarpales; Ectocarpaceae. The record is from the annotation of a GenBank genome assembly.
CGAUCGAGAGCAGGGUCAAGAUGGACGGCGCUAGGCGCGAAGAAGAAGCCCGCCGAGCAGCGGAGAAAGCAGCGGAAGACGCCCGGAUCGAAGGCCUGGUGAACGAGAGAGUAACAGCUACCCAAGCUCGGAUGGAGCAGCUGAUGGAGCAGAAACUGGCCGAGAAGAUGGCCAAAUUGGAGGUACGACAACGAGCCGAGCAGCAGAGCACAGAAGAUCUCCGGAGCGGGACCGAGAAACAAGGGGCACCACACCAGCAGCAAGCUGGGAGCCCAUCGCCCAACCCCUCCGCCGACGAUCUGACCAACUCGAUCGCGAAUGCCAUUGCCGGCCGCCUCCAGACCUCAUCCGGCGACAUCAUGAAAUCCCGCAAGAGCACUUCGGGAGGUUUUCUAUUUUACGGAGCUAGCCUCGCACGGUGCGAUUUACCCAGACAAUUAGGUAACGACCACCUGGUGUCUGCCCUGUCGUCUGAUUACACCCUUGAGAAGAGGAUGCUAGACAUCAUGGCAGAUUUGACCCUUCAGAAGAUAGAGCAGUCCGUGAAGGAUGCCUACGCGGACCUGGUGCGCGUGGGGGAGGAGGAGCAAAAGAGUGGCGUGGGGCACGCUUUCGUCGCUUCGAGUGCACCCCGGGGCGAAGGAGGUGUCGCAUAUGGGUCGAGCGGGAACGGCGGCGGACAGGACGGCAAAGGCGACGGCCGGAGCAGGAGCAACGAGCCCAGGGGAGACAGGUGUUGUCACCUUCAUCCGUGGUCAAACCACACCGACGCGGAGUGCUACCAGCAGCAACGGCAAAAGGAGUGCAGGCAGCAUCAUCAGCGGUAG